This is a messenger RNA of Saimiri boliviensis boliviensis (Bolivian squirrel monkey), 1706 nucleotides long. It is a transcript of the gene DNASE1L2, whose product is annotated as deoxyribonuclease 1 like 2. Lineage: Eukaryota; Metazoa; Chordata; Mammalia; Primates; Cebidae. The record is from RefSeq and is a predicted model, not a curated record. Gene Ontology annotation, molecular function: DNA binding; deoxyribonuclease I activity. Gene Ontology annotation, biological process: DNA catabolic process. Gene Ontology annotation, cellular component: nucleus.
CAUGGGAAUGAGAGCCAGGAAUUCAUGGGCACCCAGCUCGGUCAAGGGGGCGGGACCCAGUGCAGCCUGGCCCCUCCCUGCAUCAAGGCCUCAAAUACUGGCCCCUGCGCUGGUGUCACAGCUGCUGCCAGAGUCAGCGCAGUCCUGUGUCGGGUGUGCCCCCAGCCUAGACCAGGAUCCCCAUUCCUCCAGGACCCCCUGAGCCUUGGGCCGCAGCGCCCACAUCCCAGGUGAGUCUCCUGGCUGCACCGAGCUAGGGCUGGAUGGGCUGGGCCCUCUAUUUGGGCUGCGCUUCUCGCGCAGUGGGAAGGCAACAGUCGCUGAGAGCCCAGCAGUGCCCUGGGAGCCUGCAGAGAGCAAGGGCAGAUGCUGCUUCGCACUGGCCGGCACGGGGCGGCCACGGAGGAGACGGGUGGGUCGGUGGGUCUGACAACGGGUCUGCGUAGGCGGCCGCGUCUGUCCCUCCCAGCCCCGCGCUCCCCUCCAUGGGCUGGCCCUGGGCUCUGCUGGCCACGCUCUGGGCGCUGGAAGCCGCCGGGGCCUCUGCGCUGCGCAUCGGAGCCUUCAACAUCCAGAGCUUCGGGGACAGCAAAGUGUCGGAUCCGGAUUGCGGAAGCAUUAUCGCGAAGAUCCUGGCUGGCUAUGACCUCGCGCUGGUGCAGGAGGUGCGAGACCCGGACCUCAGUGCCGUAUCCGCGCUCAUGGAGCUGAUCAACAGCGUGUCCGAGCACGAGUACAGCUUUGUGAGCAGCCAGCCCCUGGGCCGGGACCAGUACAAGGAGAUGUACCUGUUCGUGUACAGGAAGGACGCUGUGUCGGUCGUGGACACCUACCAGUACCCAGACCCCGAGGACGCAUUCAGCCGUGAGCCCUUCGUCGUCAAGUUCGCCGCCGCUGGCCUAGGUGAGCGGGCCCCGCCCCUCCCCUUCCGCCGGCCCACCCCUCCCCACCUGCCGCCCCUGACGCCCCCACCCCUUCCCGCAGCUGCGCGGGAGCUGGUGCUGAUUCCGCUGCACGCGGCGCCUCACCAAGCCGUGGCGGAGAUCGAUGCGCUCUACGACGUGUACCUGGACGUGAUCGACAAGUGGGGCACGGACGACUUGCUGUUCCUUGGCGACUUCAACGCGGACUGCAGCUACGUGCGGGCGCAGGACUGGGCAGCCAUCCGUCUGAGGAGCAGUGAGAUCUUCAAGUGGCUCAUCCCCGACAGCGCCGACACCACAGUGGGGAACUCCGACUGCGCCUACGACCGCAUCGUGGCCUGCGGCGCCCGCCUGCGCCGGAGCCUGAAACCCCAGUCGGCCACCGUGCACGACUUCCAGAGGGAAUUCCGCCUGGACCAGGCUCAGGCUCUCGCCAUAAGCGACCACUUUCCGGUGGAGGUGACCCUCAAGUCGCACCGAUGACCUGAGGCCUGGCUGGGAUAUGCCACCUGCAGACCCUGGCCUUGAGGAAUGGCCCCAUAGUGGCCCCUUCAGCAUGGCUGCCACCCCUCAGUGAGGCCCCAAGGCAGGUCUGUGGGGCAUGGACCAGGGGCCAUGGACACCUGAUGGGCCGCUCCGAGCCUCCGUUCCCCAUCUGUGAGAUGAGCUGCAUCCACCGACGUCAUGGGGUGUUGUGAGGAGCCCCACAAGGGGUGUCAGACACACUGCCCCACAGACAUCCACUCAAUAAACGGGCUGCUCCCAGCUGGGCCCCGCAGCUUG